CAUGAUGUGUCAUGAGCUGUCCCUCCCUUCACCUUUAUCCUUCAGGACAUGUUUGCUCAUUGGUGUACCCAGGGAGGAUGGAUAUAAUUGCCCUGCAUCACAAUUUGUUUUAUGAGGCUUGUAUGCUUGAUUUAAUGAUUUUAUGGGGCUUCAGCCACUGCCUAUUGGCCAAUGCUCCAGGCAGUCUGGGACAGGUAUAAAAGAGCUGAGGGCUUCUCUGUCCUCUAUCCGUCUUCCUCCACUUGACUCUCCUGAUCAUUGUGCUUCACCUGCUGAACCAAAGGAUGUCCUGCUCCAGCCUGUGCGUCCCUUCCUGUGGGGUGGCCGCCCCGGCCCCCCUGGCUGACACCACCAACGAGCCCUGCGUGCGGCAGUGCCCCGACUCCACUGUGGUGAUCCAGCCCCCGGCUGUGAUGGUCACGCACCCCGGACCCAUCCUCAGCUCCUUCCCGCAGCACAGCGUUGUUGGCUCGGCAGGAGCCCCUGGUGUUGGAGGGGGCUAUGGCGGCACUUUUGGAGGCCGUGGUGGUUUCGGAGGCCUAGGAGGCUAUGGGCUUUAUGGGAGCUCUGGGCUCUAUGGGGGCUACGGAGCCCUUGGGAGCUGUGGAUAUGGCGGCUGGCGCCGAGGCCACAGGUACCUCAAUGGCAACUGUGGGCCCUGCUAGGCCCCAGAUAUCCAUUGAGCUGAGCGCUGCCUCUGCCCUGGGUCUUCACAUGUAGCCUCUCCUGUCUUCUACCUCCAGAUGCAGAGCAAAGCUGUCAGCCCCGCUCUAGGCUGUAGCAAAGCAGCUACUUGAACUUUAUGGUGCUUGCUACUUUGCACAGAAUAAUCUUACAGAUCUUCAGCCAAUGGUUUUAGAUUUUCUAGCACUGCCUCCAAAGUUCCCCUCUAGUUGGGACAGAAGGAAGCUGUACUCGUCCUCAGGCAUGAGUGUCCCCUGCUCCGUCCAGCUCUGAGGCUCCCAGCCUGCAAUAGGAAGGGGGAAUCAUUGUGGUGGAGCCCUUGGGAACCUUUGGGGUGGGUGUCUUGCUGCAGCCUCAUGAUUGUCAUGUUUCCAAUCCAUUGUUUCUGUGUUAUUUCCUGAUGUCAAUGUCUAUUGCCUUUUCCUUCCAAAUUAAAGAAUCUGCAUUGCAUGAA
This is a messenger RNA of Columba livia (rock pigeon), 1138 nucleotides long. RefSeq names its product claw keratin. Bases 285 to 665 code for a protein of 126 amino acids. Gene Ontology annotation, molecular function: structural constituent of cytoskeleton. NCBI's taxonomy places the organism in Eukaryota, Metazoa, Chordata, Aves, Columbiformes, Columbidae. Gene Ontology annotation, cellular component: intermediate filament. The record is from RefSeq and is a predicted model, not a curated record. The transcript is spliced from 2 exons.